Messenger RNA from Lizanozyma spartinae, 1662 nucleotides. It is a transcript of the gene CTA9, whose product is annotated as Cta9p. The transcript has 2 exons. Bases 1 to 1662 code for a protein of 553 amino acids. The record is from RefSeq and is a predicted model, not a curated record. NCBI's taxonomy places the organism in Eukaryota, Fungi, Ascomycota, Pichiomycetes, Serinales, Debaryomycetaceae.
AUGAUACUCACUCAAACGAAGAAACCUGAACCCCAAAAGAGACACCACCCAAUCAUCAGCAUAGAUGGCAAUGUCCAUAGGACUACAUUUGCCUUUGAUCCAAAUGAAGUCUUUAUAGCCAAUUUAACCUUGACUAUCACCAAAUUAACGAUCCAAAGAUGGUGCCCUUUAAUUAUAGAAUUUGAUAAUGACGCUAAUUAUAAGUUACUUAGCUCAAGUGACCAAUCCUUGGUGGAUCAAUUGCAGGCAUAUGCUAGUAAUCGAAUAUCACAUGAACUUGAAAAGCGAAUUCGAGGUCCAGGUCCCGGGAAAUCCAUAUUGAAACGAGAUUACGAUGAGAAAUACUAUCUGGAUAGUAAUGAAAGUUGUUCUUUGACUUCUGAAGAUACUCUUAAUUGUUCACAAGAGAAAUCAAGCAAUAGAGUUUGGUUUGAAGACGAUUUUAGUGAUUAUCUUGAUUCAGAUGCCAGUUUUGUCUUGGAUGUAUCUCCUCCUGGUGAGGUGAUGCGUUUAGCCACUAAAAACCUGUCCCGUCCUAUCACGGAACAACAGACAAAAUCAUUCAUAACAGACAUGUGUAACCUUAGACACAAUGAUAAAGAAAAUUAUAUGGAGACUAACGAUAUUAAAAAUGAACAUGUUGAUCAAAAUAAUGGUAUUUCUGAAGAAGAGAGUACCAAGGUUGGUACUAUUUUGAAGUCUGUUAACUACGAUGAUUUCUUUGAGGUACCAGAAGACAAAGAGGUUGAUGUUUUGGAUUCUCUGGACACUACCACUAUUUUUGAAGAAGAUACGCCUUUUGAAUCUCUGCAAUCCGUUAAUUUGGUUAUCCACGAGACACAUCUUCGUAAAAACGCAUCUACCCUGAGUUUGAAGGACUUUAUGGAAGAUAAUGAAGCAAUUGAGUAUAAUGGACCAAUAGUAAACGACGAUUCCAAGGAAAAGGAUGACUAUGGAUAUAUUGCAAAGGAUGAGGAUUUUGCGAGGAAUAGGGACUCAAGCAAGUCUGAAGUUGAAGAUGUGCAUGAUAAAGGACUAAAAUCUAAACAAAACGCUUCUCAACUCCAAGAUGGGUUUAUACCUAAGGAGAAAAAUCAAUUACAACUGGAGAAUAGCACCAGCUCACUUGAGCGAAAUGUGAUAGCUAAACUGAUAGAUCCGGAACCCAGGACACCUACUUUGGCAGAUGAAUCGGAAAAUCGCAAUGGGUCAGAAGAUAAUUCAAUUCCUGGAAGAAUUGAAGGACUUGAUAAUGUGCCCAUUCCUCCCAUGCAAUUGAACAAUUGCGAGUCUAGUAUGGGUGAUGAUGAGCCAUUCAUUCCUUCACCAGGAAAACGAAUGUACUAUAAUAACUCACCUACCAAACCUGAUCUGGCACCAUCAUCAUCUUCAUCAUCAAGGGUUGCAGGGUCCAUUGCAUUGUUCAGCGUUGAGCACCAGAAUGGCAUGGAUUUUGCUUUCAAAUCAUCCAAUGUUCCAUCCUUUAUUAAGGAAGAUAAGAAGUUCAGGUUUAUAAAGGUUGGGAAAGUGCAAACAUAUGUUCAUCUUUUUGAGGAACAAGGUCAGCAACAACCCAAACUGGCGGACACUUCACGAACAAAUUCCAGAGUUAACUCGAGAGCUGGGUCUCCGAAAGUUAGUGUCACGGUAAUUGAUGAAUAA